Molecule: messenger RNA, 1448 nt
Organism: Nanorana parkeri
Lineage: Eukaryota; Metazoa; Chordata; Amphibia; Anura; Dicroglossidae
Gene: OSGEPL1
Product: O-sialoglycoprotein endopeptidase like 1
Exons: 8
Coding region: 114-1352 (412 amino acids)
Biological process (GO): tRNA threonylcarbamoyladenosine modification
Cellular component (GO): mitochondrion
Source: RefSeq, a predicted model, not a curated record
CUCUCUCCUGUGCUGCUUUAGACUCCGAGAAUGUUCUUGUGCUUCGUCGGGAUGUAUUGAAGUACUGUAUUGAAAUAUUUUCCCCAGCUACAGAUGAACCGCCACAGUAAAGGAUGGCUCGAUUAAUUAAUAUGCACAGGACUUCCCUGGCCACGUGGAAAGGACUUAUAUCUGUGCGCUCCAUGGUGACAUGUCCCAGAGUAGUUCUAGGGAUAGAAACAAGCUGUGAUGAUACCGGGGCUGCAGUUGUUGAUGAACAUGGAAACAUACUUGGAGAAGCUCUUCUGUCUCAGAAAGAUGUUCACUUAAAGACGGGUGGCAUUAUUCCAUCAGUGGCACAGCAGCUUCACAGAGACAACAUUGAUAGAGUUGUUAAUGAAGCCAUUGUUUCUAGUGGGAUUUCAGCAAGUAAGCUUUCAGCUAUCGCCACAACCGUGAAGCCUGGACUGGCUCUGAGUCUUGGAGUUGGCCUAAUAUACAGUUUAAAUUUGGUAAAACAGUAUAAUAAGCCUUUUAUACCUAUACACCAUAUGGAAGCUCAUGCCUUGACUGUUCGGUUGUUGCAUCCAGUAGAGUUCCCAUUCUUGGUACUGCUGAUUUCAGGAGGACAUUGCCUCUUGGCUGUAGCCAAUGGAGUAUCAGAUUUUUUGUUGCUUGGACAGUCCAUAGAUGAAGCACCAGGCGACUCUCUGGACAAGGUUGCCAGACGCCUUUCACUGAUCAAACAUCCUGACUGUUCUUCUAUGAGUGGAGGACAAGCAAUAGAGCACUUAUCUCAGUUUGGGGACAAAACCUUUUGUAGAGAAAUUCAACCAAAGUCGCGACACCGGGACUGCAACUUUUCUUUUGCUGGACUGCGAAGUCACUAUAAUUAUAUUAUUCAAAAAAUGGAGGCCGUGGAAGGUCUGGAGCAGGGAGCUAUUCUUUCAUGUGCAGCUGACAUUGCUGCUUCAUUCCAGCAUGCUGUGGCCUAUCAUAUCAUCAAGCGGACACAACGAGCUAUUCUGUUCUGCAAACAGGAAAAUCUUUUACCAGUUAAUGCAUCUUUGGUUGUGUCCGGUGGGGUUGCCAGUAAUGGAUAUAUUCGCCAUAUGCUGCAAAAUUUAACAGAUGGUAUGGAUAUGUCGUUGCUCUGCCCACCUCCACAUCUCUGCACAGACAAUGGCAUCAUGAUUGCUUGGAAUGGUAUUGAGAGGUUGCGUGCUGGUGCUGGGAUUCUAAAUGACACAUUUGAAUUUCGUUAUGAGCCCAGAGCUCCUCUCGGGACAGACAUUUCAGAACAAGUGAGGAGUGCUGCAAUUAAGGUGCCUUCUCUUAAAAUAAAGAAUACUUUAUCUAAGCAAGGGGGAUAGCUCUACCUGAAAAGGUACUAUACAGUAUAUCUGAUGAAGAUGGACCUCAGCUACCGCUCUAGUGGAUGCAACUGCUGCAUUGAAAGAUGUGUACAU